Molecule: messenger RNA, 794 nt
Organism: Tribolium castaneum (red flour beetle)
Lineage: Eukaryota; Metazoa; Arthropoda; Insecta; Coleoptera; Tenebrionidae
Product: venom allergen 3
Exons: 5
Coding region: 78-665 (195 amino acids)
Cellular component (GO): extracellular region
Source: RefSeq, a predicted model, not a curated record
AGUUAUUUUUUGCCACUCCCUCCGUUCGCAAUAUUUUUAUCAAUAAGAUAACAAUUAUUUACGCAUCAGUAGUGAAGAUGUCGAAGUUACUUUUGCUCUUAAUUCUCCUAUGUGUUUGUGAUUCAAUUUGCCCCAAAAAGAAAGUCUUGGACAAAAAAUUAAAUUCCGGCCAACGCAAAGAAAGCGUCUGGAUUCAUAACAAAUUGCGUCAGCUUAUCAAAAAAGGCCAAAUAAGGCAGCAGCCUAGAGCCGUCAAAAUGAAUAAUUUGAAAUGGGACAAAGAGUUGGCCAAAAAGGCGCAAAAAAUCGCCAACACUUGUAAAUUUGCGCACGUGGAAGUGCAAGAUAAACGUUUCAGUGUUGGUCAGAAUUUAUACUUGUGGUCCUCCACUGCACCGGAAAAGGGGUUCAAUGCAACCAGUGCCGUGUAUUCCUGGUUUAACGAACACAAAUUGUAUAAAUACCCCGGUUAUAGCAAGGAAAGUGGACACUAUACUCAAGUUAUUUGGGCUGAUACCAAAUACGUAGGUUGUGGAUACACCUACUAUAAAACCAAGAAAGAGAAAUUCAAGUACCACAAAUUGUUUGUGUGCAAUUAUGGGCCUGCGGGCAAUGUUUUAGGAGUAGCGCCAUAUAAGCGGUAUAAAAACAGGAGGCGUGGUUAAUUUUCACCUAAUUUCAUUUAAAUUGGACGUUUGAGGUCACAGAUUCCCCUAAUUGAGUGACUUUGAAUGAAUAUUAAUAAUUUUGUUACUACUGUUUGUAAAAUGAUGAAUAAAUAAUUUUUAAGUUUU